Messenger RNA from Hyla sarda, 2987 nucleotides. RefSeq names its product acid sensing ion channel subunit family member 4 (gene ASIC4). Bases 573 to 2183 code for a protein of 536 amino acids. The record is from RefSeq and is a predicted model, not a curated record. Gene Ontology annotation, cellular component: membrane. Gene Ontology annotation, molecular function: ligand-gated sodium channel activity. Gene Ontology annotation, biological process: sodium ion transmembrane transport. The transcript has 10 exons. NCBI's taxonomy places the organism in Eukaryota, Metazoa, Chordata, Amphibia, Anura, Hylidae.
CCUCCUCCUCUCCUCUCUUGUGAUAUGGGGAUCCCAUUCCAUCUCUCAGACAGGGGAUUGUCUUAGCACUUGUUUAAAUGCUCGCUGCCUGUGCUGGGAGAGAAAGCAGGAAAGAAGAGGAGAUUUCUAUCCCUCUCGCAGCUGCGCUCGCCCAGAUAAGCAAAGUCACUGGGAGAGAAACCUUUAAAGCGCAGAAGGACCGUGCAGAAUUGAACAGCUCUUAGGAGCGGAAAAAGCCUCCUGCUCCUUCGUGCCCGGCGUUUCCUCCAAAUCGUUCUUUUCUUAUUGCUUGGAUUCUCCACAUUCUGCCUUUAAAAUCUUCCAAGAAAGAAGGGAGCGGAGAAAAAGAAGAAGAAGAAGAGGGGAAGAAGGAACCAGUAGGAUUUGUUAAUUUUUUUUUGGUUAUUUGGGUGUUUUCCUGUCUUCUCCUACCAAAGUGUUCUGGAAUUGGAGUGAUCCGGGACGUGUCGAGGGGAACGGGGCACAGGGGUUGCUCCUUGGUUUCAGAGAACCCCCCCCUCCCCGCCCCCCCCCCUCCCCUAAACCCUGUUUCGCGAAAAACUUGAUUGCCAAUGCCCAUCGAGAUAGUCUGCAAGAUCAAGUUUGCAGACGAGGAUGAGAGCCAGAAGGAAAAAGAGGAAGGAGAAAGGGAAAGCUUGAUCGGGGACGAGGUACCCAACGCCACCCGGGACUUUGCCGGAUUUGCCAGCACCAGUACCCUCCAUGGACUGCGGCACAUCUUCCGGACGGGCAAAGUGGGCGUCAAGCAGAGCCUGUGGGCGCUGGCGUUUUGCGCCUCCUUGCUGUUUUUCCUCUACCAGGCGGCGAAGUGCGCCUUGUACUACCUGGAACACCCGCACGUCACCUCGCUGGACGAGGAGGUGACGGCCGAGAUGAUCUUCCCGGCCGUCACCAUCUGUAACAUCAACCGCUUCCGGCACUCGGCCCUCUCCGACGCCGACAUUUACCACUUGGCCAACCUGACCGGACUCCCCCCGAAAGACCGGGACGGCCACCGGGAAUCGGAUUUAGUGUACCCCGCCGCCAACAUGCUGGAAAUAGUCAACCGCACCGGGCACCAGUUGAGCGAGAUGUUAAAAAGCUGCAACUUCAGUGGGAACAACUGCACCGCGCAGAACUUCUCGGUGGUGUACACCAGAUACGGGAAAUGUUACACCUUCAACGCCGACAAAAAUAACCCAAAAGUCAGCCGACAAGGGGGGAUGGGCAAUGGACUAGAGAUAAUGCUGGACAUCCAACAGGAGGAAUACCUACCUAUCUGGCGGGAGACCAAUGAGACGUCGUUUGAGGCUGGAAUCAGGGUCCAGAUCCACAGCCAGGAUGAGCCCCCCUAUAUCCACCAGCUGGGGUUCGGAGUGUCCCCCGGAUUCCAGACAUUUGUCUCCUGCCAGGAACAAAGGCUGAAAUAUUUGCCCCAGCCAUGGGGUAACUGCAGAGCCAAGGCGCCAGCAGGUGACUUCCUCCCUGGUUACAACACAUACAGCAUCUCAGCCUGCAGACUACAGUGUGAGAAACAGGCAGUGGUGAGGAGCUGCUCCUGCAGAAUGGUCCAUAUGCCAGGGAAUGAAACAAUUUGCUCUCCGUCCAAGUACAUCAGCUGCGCUGACAACACCUUAGACUCCCUGGUUGAAGACAACACUGAUAAAUGCAGUUGCCCCACACCCUGUAACAUGACUCGCUAUGGAAAGGAGAUCUCCAUGGUCCGGAUUCCCAAUAAAGGAUCUGCUCGGUAUCUGGCUAAAAAGUACGACAAGAAUGAAACUUACAUUAGGGACAAUUUCCUCAUUCUAGACAUCUUCUUUGAAGCCCUCAACUAUGGGACGAUAGAACAGAAGAAGGCAUAUGACCUGGCCAGUUUACUCGGAGACAUAGGAGGUCAGAUGGGUCUAUUUAUCGGAGCCAGUAUUCUCACCAUCCUUGAGAUCCUAGAUUACCUGUAUGAGUUAAUACGAGAUAAAGUGAACAAAUUGUUUCGGAGAAAACCAUCUCCCACCAGAAAGCCGCAGGAUAACAUUUCCACGCUUGCCAUGGAUGACCUGAAUGACCAGAGCUCCUCCGAGGUUCCUGGACGACAUCCAGAAGGAGCUUAUGCCACCACGAUGCUCCCCAACCAUCAUCGACACUACACACACCAUGGCGUAUUUGAGGACUUUGCCUGCUAGACACAUAAUGGUGGGGUUAUACCCACCACAACCAACUCUUCUUUUUUUCGACAGAGGCAAAAACGUUAUGUAUGAUUCCUACCCUGCCUCUCAACGACUCUGAAGGAAUCGGGAACUAACCCUAACACCUACAUUCGGAUGAACUGGAAUUUUCAAGUACUUACGUAAUACAACAAGAUCGAGUCUCUGAUGUGGGUGACAUAUAACACCUGCAUAUAUUCAGGACAUGUUUACUCCAGUCGGUGGACUUGAUUCCUCUACAGAGUUGGGUGGGUCAUCAUUAAAUCUAUAGCACUGGUUACAGAUCCAGUCUUCUUUACUUGAGUUCCACUCUUCAUCCAUCUACAUCUCUCGCAGACGAUUGGAUGAAACCAUCAAGGAGUCCAGAGUAACCAUAAAGCAGGUUUAGAUGGCACCAAACAAUGUAUACAAUGUAUGAUUAGGACUAUUAUAUAGAUUUAUGGGUCACAACUGGUGUUAGAGUAUGAUGGUUUGUAGAUAGACUUCUCCAAGCAGCACAGUCACCAAAUCAUCUGGUGUUUAUUAAUAUUUAUACUCAUUUUAUAUAGUGCAAAAUCCAGGCACAAUGACUAAACAGAUGUAACAUACAGAUUGUCUACUCAUAAAGCACACCGACUCUGCUACAUAUUCUUCAACCGAAAGAGAGAUAGGACCCACCUCCUCCUACCUUCAUAGCCCAUCAAACUUAUAGUAAGUUCCUCAGCCUACAAUGUACUAUUUUUUGUAGGACCAUUUAAAGGGGUACUCUGCUGCUCAGCGUUUGGAACAAACUCUUCUGAACGC